CUGGCAUUAUCAACCAAACUUUCCAGAAAGAUUCUCAAGAGAAAUCAAGUUUGUUCACAGGAAGUGCCCCCCCACCCCUCUUUUAAGGAAAGACAGAAGUAAUUAAGGAUUGGUUAAUAUUGAGUGGUAUGGGUAGCCAGGGACUGUUUAAUUGAUCAGAGAACAGCACCGCUAGAAUCACAAUCUACCUAUUUACAAUAAUCUGGCAGUUUGUCAAGUGAAAACGUAUUGUCUGAGUGCCAUACAGACAUUUAAAGCACAAACCAGCAGAUAAACAGUGAAGAGCUCAGGGAUUGGACCGAGUUAAUGCUCUCUGAACCACCAUAAGGAUCAGCCAUGCCUCUAAUGGUUGAAGGCAAACACAUGGGGGUGCCCCCCAAGUCCCUGGAUGAGUUCCUGGAGCGCUACCCUCACUACAAGGAAACUUCUAAGAAUCUCUUGGAACAGAAAUGUCGAUCCAUCGUUCCCAUAGGACUUCUGUAUGUAGGACAGAGAGAGAUGGCCGCCACCACACCAGAUGAUGAGAUGAUACAGAUGAUGGGUACUGAGGAUGCCACGACUUGUCACAUCGCGAUUCUACGCCAUACAGGAUCAGGGGCUGUGUGUUUGUGUCACUUUGAUUCCUGUGGAAUUGAGACGGGAUGUAAGAAAAUGUUGGGACUGGUGAAAGAAUUAUCAAAGGAUAAGUUACCAGGCAGGAUAGAGCUCCACCUGGCGGGAGGGUUCCGCGACGAUAAGGGCAUGUCAGAGGAGCUGUCAAUCAAACUACUGACUGCUUUUAAUAAUCUACCUGAGGAAAUCCAUUUACAGACCGCCUGUAUAACAGAUAUAAAUAAUACAAAGAAGAACUCAGUUAACUUCCCUGUUAUCUAUGGUUUAGUGAUACACCUUAACAGUGGAGAAAUCCAGAAAGCUACAUUUUUAGAUCGGGGUCCGGAUCAACCAAUCAGAUCAGCUCGUCAUUUCACAGGAAGUGAAGAGAUUAUCAACAUUUAUGACCACAAAAAGGGCCUCCUGUCCAUUGGUCCAUUUAACUACAGUACUAUGGACGAGAUAGACCUUCUGUGUCGACUCCCAGAUCAGUUCAUUAGAGAGCACCUCUCCACGUCCCCUGAGCAGGAACCACCCCACUUUGAGGACGCCGUCCGGGCAGCUUUGGUUCAGAUCCGGGACCACCCGGAACCGCUUAAAACAGUGUUCAAAGAUGGCCGACCGCGCCAGUACAAACUGGAAUCCAACGGGUCCUGGACCAACCGAAACGUGUGAAAUAUUGAACGCUUAACUGACUAAACUGUGAUACAUGAUUAUUUUUGUACAUGAAUCAAGCUAUUUAUUAGUUGUUAGUACCGAUUUCCAUUUGUUUAUUUAUUUAGGAAUCACUUCCUGUUUUGUUGUCGGUUUGGUUAGCACUUUGUUGGACUGGAAAAUUCGACUUAGAUGUCGUUUUCUGGAUACACUUUAGUUUACACUUGCCAUUUUUCUAUUGUAGGAAAAAAACGAUGUCACAUAUGUAAUUUCAUGUAUGUGAUAAAAAUAAAGAAAUUUGAACUGUA
Molecule: messenger RNA, 1553 nt
Organism: Saccostrea cuccullata (small rock oyster)
Lineage: Eukaryota; Metazoa; Mollusca; Bivalvia; Ostreida; Ostreidae
Product: protein N-terminal asparagine amidohydrolase-like
Exons: 12
Coding region: 337-1266 (309 amino acids)
Biological process (GO): ubiquitin-dependent protein catabolic process
Cellular component (GO): nucleus
Molecular function (GO): protein-N-terminal asparagine amidohydrolase activity
Source: RefSeq, a predicted model, not a curated record